AUAGAGCUUCGCAGAAUCCAGUCUUCUUUCGAUAACGCCAGAGACAAAUUGACAACAGAUAUAAGUUGGAGUGUGUUUUUGUUUUGUUAGAUUAUUUCAGUAAGCACAACACACAGUCAACAUGAAGCUGGUUAUAGCGUUCGGAGUUAUUCUUCUGGUCUGUGGGAUCAGUAGCAUCGAGGCCGGACCAUCGGAGAAGUCGACGACGGCGAAGCCUGCGGUGACUGCGUCGAAGGACGUCAAAGAGGCGAUACAGAAAGCCAAGGAGGCAAAGAAGGCGAAGAAGGAGUGCAUGAAGAUGUGUCCUACGAGUUACGAUCCCAUUUGCGCCCACGAUCCCAACAAUGCUACGUUCAAGCCAAGAACCUUUGGGAACCAAUGCGUGCUCGACACACACAACUGCGAAAUGGGAACAAAAUUAGCUGUAAAAAGUAAAGGUGAAUGCCCUGGAUCCGAUGGAGUCAGAUUAUAAUCGUUUUGAUCGACCAAUUCACCAUUCCAAUUCUGUAUUGCAUUGGACCUCAAUUUUUUAACGAAUGCAUAUACUUUUUGAUGCAAUAUUUUUCAGCUUAUGUGCAA
Ceratosolen solmsi marchali is the source of this 579-nucleotide messenger RNA. RefSeq lists its product as uncharacterized. Gene Ontology annotation, molecular function: protein binding. The transcript is spliced from 3 exons. The record is from RefSeq and is a predicted model, not a curated record. The coding region runs from base 122 to 472 and encodes 116 amino acids. Lineage: Eukaryota; Metazoa; Arthropoda; Insecta; Hymenoptera; Agaonidae.